This is a messenger RNA of Numida meleagris (helmeted guineafowl), 9507 nucleotides long. RefSeq names its product crystallin beta-gamma domain containing 3 (gene CRYBG3). Gene Ontology annotation, biological process: lens development in camera-type eye; visual perception. The coding region runs from base 73 to 7626 and encodes 2517 amino acids. The record is from RefSeq and is a predicted model, not a curated record. Lineage: Eukaryota; Metazoa; Chordata; Aves; Galliformes; Numididae. Gene Ontology annotation, molecular function: structural constituent of eye lens. The transcript is spliced from 22 exons.
CCUGCCGCCGGCGCGGGGACUCGGUGGCGGGCUGCUGCUGGCGGCGAUUCGCGUCCCCUCCCCGGCCCGGCGAUGUCCGGCGGGGGCAGCCGGCGGCGGGCCGGCCCCUCCUGGCCCAGCGCCUUCUCCCGUUUCUUCGCCAGGAGCCCCCCGCGCCAGGAGGCGGCGGCGCCCGGGCGGCCGGCGGGCGCGCACAGUUCUGAAAACAAUGGGAGUGAAGCCAUAAAUUUAAAGAGCAACCAAAAGGAAAGCACAACUCUUCCUGCACUUUUGAAGGUUUAUCCAAACGAAGAAAAGAAUCAUUCCACAGAAGAACUUAGCAAGUCUGAAAUCCAAGAGGAGCUGAAAAAGGCGAAUAGCCUUCCUAGUUUGACUCCUGGAAACAAAGCAGCAGAUAAAGACAAGCAACCCCGAGAAGGUUUUUUUCAGUUUCUUGGAAGCUUGUUUAAUCUUGCAACAAAAUCUUCUUUGGUAGACUCUAAACCAUCUGCCUGCCAAGAUGAACCCAACAGAUGUGAAAAGGAUUUACAGAACACAAAUACCCUUACAGAGGGCACGCAGCCACAGCAUCCAAAAACUGAAGAGCCUGUCUGUUCUACAGCUACAAUAAAAGAGGACUCUGUAAAUAAUGAUGACAUGAUCUUAAAUAACAUUGGGAAAGAUAGCUCACAGGAUCAGCAAGGAGGCCGGAAACGAUCUGCAGAUGUGAAAAAGCAGAUACAACGGAAACCACAAGCACCUGCAGUCACUUAUGCAACAUAUCGAGGUUCUGCAAGGAUUAGGCAGCUACUGAAGAGUCAAUCAGAAAUGACUGAAAAAGGAGAAGAAAGUACUGAGAACAGAAAUGCUUCAGUGAUCAAGGAAAAUGGAGAAAUCCGAACAGUUGUCUCUCCAACAUCAGAACACUUAACAAAAGAAAAUGGAAAUGAUGAGGGUGAAGAUCAUGAAGAUGAUGACAUAGUAAAUUCUUCUACAGUAAAAAUGGAACUGAAAAAGUCUGGUGAAGCUCAACUUUACUUGGGUAGCAAUAAACAUGAAACAACUCCAAAUGCAUCAGCUUCAUCUACCGGAUCAUCUAGUGAAGUAGAAUUAAAACAUACACCAGUGUUAGAAGCAACCGAAGUUAAGAGGACAUAUUCACAAGAUUCAUUAUUGUCAUCUAGCAGAAACAGUGAGAUCCCAACAAAUUCCACUCACCAGAUUACUAAUUCCCUUAAAAUGAGUGCUGUGGACAGUUUGUUUGGAAAAGAAUAUGUACUGCUGGGAGAAGGAGAAGCUCCGUUUCAAAUGGACAAAAGUGCCACUUCUAACUGUGAAAAAGAAAUUCAUUGUAGUGGUCACUCCUAUCAGGAGCCCACAGAAAAAAUGCAGGAUGGCUGUUUGCAGUCACCCAGAUCAAAAAACAAAGUUAACAAAGAACUCCAUUUGAGCAAGGGAGAAUAUUGCUGUAAUCAUCAAAUGGAUAACCACUCAGAGGCAACAUCAAAUGUCCAGGUGCUUCAUUCCAAUGCUGCAUUCCAGCAGCAAGCAGAUGAGUACACAGGUAGUGCAAAUAAAAAUAGUGAUCCAGGAAAAAGUGAUGCACAGAAAAUUGUAGCAGCUGCAGAAAGAGAGCAAAAUCCACAGAACUUUCUUGCUACUGUUCCUUUAACUUUUAAUGAACAAACACACACUGCACUUAGUGUGAAGUCCAGAGGAGAAGAGUGCAUAGCCACAGGUAAUCUGACUGCUUUGAAAUUAACUUCUGAAAAUGAUAAAGGCACAGUCAUGGACCAGGUGACUUGUAAUGAAGAACUGAAUGAGUUAGAGAAACCAAUGCAUGUACAAAAUGAGCAUCAAUUAAACCUUGUGGAAAAUUCUAAGGAUACUGCCACACAACAACCUGGUUUGUCUUGUCAAGAAAAAAAGAAGGUUUUGUCAGAGGUUGCAGUGGAAAAUUUUGCUGAUGUGUUGUGCACACAUGGAUGUGAAAAUGUGAAAUCUAGCUUAGAUGAGCUGACAGCAUCUCUCUCUGUUAAUUUUGAGUCUUCAUUUGAAACAGGUGACUGUUACACAGCUUCUCUUCAUCCUGAUUGCAAAUCUGUAAAUAAAACUAUAGUGAAAAGAGGAGUUGGUUUCAAAGAUAAGCGAAACGCUGUUUCUACUCCUGAUCUCGAAUGUGGAAAGAGCAAAUCCUUUGAGACUGUAGAUAUGAGCCUCUCAGAAAAUUCAGUUCCUACCCAUGGUACUGUUUCCCAUAAAACUGUGCAAGACAUUCCUGAAAAAACAUUAGUUGUGCUUGCAGAAGAUAACACAUCAAAGCCUGCACUUUGCCCUUUAGUCAGCACUGAAAGAACAGAUGAUCCUACACCUGCUGCUUCUAAAAUCUUUGAGGCUAGUAUGAAUGAGAUGGCUCCUGCUCCUUUUGAAUGUAAGAAUUGUAUUUCUGAGCUUUCCUCUCAUGUUUCUAAAUCACAAGAAAAAAAUCUGGAGGUUUCUCAUUCUGCCCUGAGAUGCAAAGGCAGACCUUUGACUGACCAUUUCUCUAUCAUCUGUGAAAGAGACGUUGAUGUAGACAUCAUUUCUGCAUCUCCACCUAGUUGUGAAGAUAGACAUAUUAAUAUUUCUUCUGAAGUUGAAAACAAUAAUGAGCAUAGGAUAUCACCCACAGUACUUUAUUCUUCAUCUGACAACCAAGGACAAGUGCCUUCUCCUGCCACUAAUUCUGAAAAUGGUCAGGUUGCUAGAUGGUCUGCUGCUUCCGAACAGGACGGCUGCGUUUUUCUGACUGCUGAGUCAAGGAGAAUAAUCCCUGAGGACAGAAUGACCGAGACACCACUUUUCUCAGAAGACCUGAGAGCUGCAUGCCCACCCAUUUCUCUGGAACCUGAGUUUACCUCAGCUGUGCUCCAUCAUUUUACUGCUGAAGUAGGUGUGCGGGAUUUGUGCAUGCCCAGAGUUGGCGCUGAGGCAGAGGAAUUAUUCUCUGCACAGCAUGCUGAUGACAGUGUCUUGGCAGAGGCAAUGCCAGCACCUGUCUGUCCUUUGAAAAGGGCUUCCGAUUCAGAGUGUACUGAGGUGUGCAAAAAUGCUGUACAACAGAUGAAUCUUUGUAACCAGACUUCUGGUAUCUCAGAAACUCUUUCUGAAGCAGGUGAACAAACAGCUGCUGCAGCUACAGAAUCAAAUCAUCUCUAUUUUGAGAAAAUAUGGAAGAAUACUAAUGGGGUGGGACAAGACUGCACUGACUUGCAAGAUGCUGCUCUUUUGUUUAAGAAAGCUGAGGAAAUAGUGGACUCAGUUUUACACUUGGCUAUAGAGGAAAUAAUAGCAAAACAAGCUGUUGGAGUCUGCCAAGUCUGUGGGAGAAAGGAUAGUUUAGUAAAUACAGAUAUUCCAAAUGAUCAGAAAACUGUAACUGUGCAGCUGGAAGCAGAAGAAAUCCAGUCAGCUGUGCAUUCAUUAAAACAUUUUAAUGAGAGCAGUCAAGGAGGCUCAUUUUCAUUUACAGGAAAUGAAACAUGUGAUACAAAUAAUCAAGAUGAAAGGAUACCAUCUUACAUUCCUGCUAAAAUUGACCUACAUAGUGUACUGGCAUUAAAAGCAAGAGAAAUAAUUGAUGAAGUUAUUAACUCAGCCAAACAAAAACUGACAUCCAAUCAGUGGCAAGGCAGGGAGAGUGAAAAGCAUUCUGAAAAGAUUGAGCUCAAACCUAAGGCUGAAAACCCAGAGAUUUUAAAUCUGGAUGGUAGUUUAUCUUCCAAAACACAGGAUCUAAUCAAAGAACCAACAGGGGAGGCAGAAACUCAGAAUGCAAGUAUAAACUGUGAAAAGGCAGUUUACUCAGGUCCUCCUUUUCUUCCAGAUAGUAUGGAAAACAGCAUAGAUUGGCUCCAAAGAGAUGAAGAGAUACCAAAUAAUGCAUUUACUUGUCAAACAAAUGGAUUUCUAUCUACUGGUAGUUCAUUGAGGCCAGGAUCAGCCCCUGUGGUACUAGCAAAAGAGGAACAUGAUAAAACAAUGUAUGAACAUCUGGCUGCAGCAGAGAUGUGCAGUAAAGCUGGAUUAUCAGUAACUAGUAGAAAAUCUGAUGUGUCUUUACAUUUAAUAAAUAGAGAUGCAGCUGUUACUGAAGAAAUAUUUCUGCCGUUGCAGUUAAAUGAUUCAUGCAAUAAUACAGAUAUGCCAGAGUGCAUGUUACUGCCAACUGUAAAUGUUAACUCGUCUUCUUUUAUGCCUGAUAAAGAAAGUAUCAGCGCACGAAAUGAAUACAAAGUCAAAAGGAGUCCUCAGGGUUCUGUGGAAAGCAGUGCAGAGGGCAGUCUGGAUGAACACAGUGGAAGAGAGGCUGCAGAAAUGUUUUCACAAGUAAAAGCAGCCUUAGAAGAUUCAAAGGUAGUGGAGAGUAAGGAGGAACUAGCAAAGGGGGCAAGUGAGGCAACGCUUGUCAAUAUUGAGUUAAAUACACAGUUUAUUGGCUCUGAAUUGCCUGUUACUGGAGAGCACAAUGAAGGGAAAUACUGCUUCAAUUCAAUUUAUGCCCAAAAUAAAGAGAAUCUGAAAGAGGUACAAAUGAAGGAUUCAGACACGCAGGAAAAUGAUCAGCUUGAAGAAAAUGGUCUAGACUGCAGCAAUGACAUGAAUGAAUCAACAGAUCUUUUAGGCUUUUCUCCACUUAUUGAGCAGUGGGAAAACAGUUCUUUUACAAUUGUUUAUGAAGGUGCCCUUCAAACUGAGAACAGAUCUGUCUCUACUGAUGAUACGCAAACUAGCUCACUUUCUCCUUCUGAUCUACCUUUGGAUAGUGUAAGUUAUCUAAUGUGUGAAAGAGCAAAGAAUAAAAAUGAGCCUGCCUGUUUUUAUGGAAAGGAUAACAAGUUGAAUAAAGCAACAGAGGGUCAUAGCUCGGAGUCAUUUCUGAGUGUGGAGGCAAAACGCUAUAGAAUAUAUCCUUUCUCUUUGUCUCCAAUAUAUGAAGACGACAGCUCCCAUGAAGACUUGCUGUCUGCAGACAUGUCACCAGAAGGCCAGCCUAAUGGAGUAUCUAAAGAUAACUCUGACCAUGCUUCUGUGCUGUCCCUUCUCCAGUCAGUUUCUGAGCGCCUACAGUUGACUACUCAGUUCAGUAAAGAGGAAGAUGAGGAGGGAAUGGAGGAUGAGGAAGAGUCACUGUAUGAAGGAAGUUUGCUUGAUGGUGAGAGAGGAGAAGAAUGUCUUUCCAGUCAGUGGACAAGGAAUCUAACAACAACCAUUCCAUCAAAUGACCAAAAUACAUAUCCAUUUCCUGAACAAUCACUUUUUCUUUCGAAAGAGCAACUUGACUCUAAGGAGCAAACAGAAGACUUUCAAGAUGAGACUUCUCCUGGUCAAACAUACUGUAACCCAGUUUCACAGAAGGCUGACACUGCUCUAAAGCAUCCUCCUACGAGUGUGUAUUACCAGUACUUGAGAUCUGCCAACAAUUACUCCUCUGAGAAGGGAACAAGAUUCGGAAACAUUCUCCAGGAUAUACUGCAGCCAAAGAUUCGUUGGUCCCAAGAUCAUGCCAUGCCAAAACUGGGAGAAUUGCCAGUGAAUCUUGUUGACAGGGCAAGUCUCACAUAUAAUCCAAGACCAGGAAAGAUUAUUAUUUAUGAUAUUCAUGGUGACAAAAGUAAACAAGAAAUUCAUUCUGAUGUGCUAGAUACUACAUCCUGGAUCUUUCCCAUUGGAGCAUUACUUAGGAUAAUUAGAGGAUGUUGGAUUUUCUAUGAGAAACCAAAGUUCCAGGGUCAGAAAUAUCUACUAGAAGAAGGAGAGAUUGUACUGGAUCACCUUUGGGAUCUUCCAGGUCUGAAACAUCAUCGAAGAAACCUCACAGUGGGUUCAAUCAAGCAUGUAACAAAGGACUGCAGUGUUCCAGAAAUUGAGUUCAGCCUGGGAGCCAGAACAGAGGGACUUCCUAUCUGCAUACAGAGUGCAGUUGCCAAUUUAGAAGAUCUGGAUGUUGAAAAAAACCCGUACAUACAAGUCAAAUCAGGAAUAUGGCUUGCUUAUUCAGACUUAAAUUACAAAGGAGAGAUGAAGAUUUUGGAAGAAUGCAGUGAACCAUCUGAAAUUCCUUCAGCAGAUGUGAGAUCUCUGCGUCCCUUAAAAAUGGGUGGAUUAAAGGUCCAAAUGCCAAUGAAUGUCAAGAUAAUAAUAUAUGAGAAAACCCACUUUGGAGGGUGGUCCAAAGAGUUUUCAGAAAAUAUUAGUUCUGUCCUGGCUCUGUUUGGCAAUGAAGAGGAUUUUCAGGAAAUUGGAUCAAUACGUAUCAUUGGUGGCGUAUGGGUUGCCUAUGACAAAGAACGCUACAAAGGCCGUCAGUACUUGCUUGAGGAGGGCGAUUAUGAGGAUAGACACACGUGGGGAGGAACUGACAGUGUUCUCCUGUCUUUCCGGUUCCUUCAGGCUGAUUUCAUGGAGUCGUCAGUGGCACUUUUUCAAUCUGAUGAUGAAGAUGGGAAAGCGCUAGACAUCGUCAAUGAAGAAAUUCCUGAUUUGGAGCAGACUGGAUUUGGCCCAGAAACAGGGUCGAUUCUUGUGAAAAGUGGAGUGUGGGUUGCCUAUCAGCAGAAACAUUUCUGUGGAGAACAGUAUGUAUUGGAGAAAGGAAAAUACAAGUGUUUCUUUGACUGGGGAGGAUCCAGUAAAAUCAUUAUGUCGAUUCGACCUAUUAAGUUGGAACCACUUGGAACGAAUGAGCCUCCACAUUUGCUCAAAGCUUUCAGUAAUACACAUUUCCAAGGAGCAUGUGUAGAUUUCACAGCAGAAGUUUCUGAUUUCACAUCAUUCAUACCAUGUUCUUUUAAGGUUCUUCGGGGUUGUUGGCUCCUGUGUUACCAAGGGGAAACUGAUGACAAUCAUUGUGUGCUGGAAGAAGGCCUCUACAUUGAUCUCUCUUCCUGUGGCUGCCCAACUGCUGCAAUCAAAUCCCUCAAGCCUAUUGAAUACGUUUUUGCUGAGCCCUCCAUCAGUCUGUUCGCACUGGAAUGCUGUAAGGGCAGAGAACUGCACUUCAGCAAACCCGUCAACUCCGUUUUGAAUGAGGACCUUCAUUUUUACACUCAGUCUGUGUGGGUGAGAAGUGGAUUGUGGAUCGCAUAUGAAGGAUGUAAUUUUUUAGGAAAGCAGAUACUGUUGGAGCCCAGUGAGAUUUCCAACUGGAAUGAAUACAGUGGCUGGAAAGUAAUUGGCUCCCUUCGUCCAGUGAAGCAGCCAGCAGUGUACCUCCGAAUCAGGAACCGAGCCCACGGCAAAUACCUGACAGUAGCUGGAAGUCUGGCAGAUGUAAGAGCGACGUCGGUGUGCGCGUCUCCAUACAACGGCAAGGACACCCAGAUCUGGCACUACUGUCGUGGGCUCUUCAAAUCCAAGGUUAAUGAUGCCUGUCUGGAUGUCAUUGGUGGCAGAGAUGUGCCAGGGGCCAAAGUUGCGCUCUGGGCGGAACAUGGGAAGGAGAGGCAGAAGUGGAGACUCAAUGAAGAUGGAACCAUCAGUUCAUACCUCAGUGACGAACUGGUGCUUGAUAUUAAAGGAGGAAAUUACUAUGACAAGAAUCACAUCAUUAUGAAUGAGCCGGAAGAGGACAAACCUUCACAAAAAUGGGACAUUGAAAUACUGUGAGCAAAACCCACCACAGAGAUGGGCUUUAUGUGGUUUUUUAACACCUGGAGGAAAAAACCUACUACUGAAGUCACACACCACUGGAAACUUAUGCAGUAAAUCCUCUCUAUCUUCCUUCACUCGAAGCACCAGCUCCUAAACCAACUGAAUUUUGCACAGAUCUGGAGGAUGUGAGGUUGAGCUCACGUCUUUCCACAGGGACUGAACUGUGAGCUGAUUCUUUGGAGGCCACUCCUGUGGAAGUCAUUCUUCAUCUGAAGUAUUGAAGUACAUGCAGAAGGCUGGACAGAAGCUUUGCAGGAUAUGAACUGCAAGAGAUAAUAUGGGAAAGGCUCUUCAGAAAUACUGAUGCUUCCUUUCUCCCAAAAAAUGAUGAAAGCUCAUUCUUUGGUGAGUGCACUAAUGAGCCUGAAAGAGGUUGUGUUGGACUUUCUGUCCCAAGAGAAACAGUUGAGGCUCGAAGUGAUCCUGAAUCUCAAACCAUACCUCUUGUUAAAGUGCAAUUUAUAUUGUUCAAAAAACAAAUCUGAACUGGAAUCCCUAGCUCAGUGCAUGAAAUGGGGCAAUAAAGACAGCCUGACCGUUACCUCCCUAGUGUUACAGGUAGGCCUUGGUCUUAUUUGUUUCAGCAAUACCAAAUGUCCGAGUCUAGGAACUUCUUUUGCAGACCCGUGGGCUGUUUCCAACCCUUGAAAUUGUGAGUUAUCCCUGAAGAUCACCUUCAACAACAUGUAGGCAUAGGUGCAUCUAUCAAGAGUAUAAGCUAUCCUGGGUCAGGCUAGAUUUCUCAAAGAUUUACUGAAUAAUAGUAAUGAUUUUGCUCUAGCUGUAUUUUGUUGUCAUGUAUAUAGACUAAUUUAAUACAAUGUAAUUUGGUCUUAAAUCCACGUCUUCCUUCAGAAGAUAACUCACCAGGUGCUAGCAGCCAGCAUUCCGCCCUGCUUAAUGUCAGGAACAACAUAACUGCAUUUAAAGGUCACUCGGGCUCAUCAGCACGUCCCUCUUAGCCCAAAGGAUGAGGAGUGAGUUAGACCAGUGAUGACCAGCCCAACGUGCUGGCAGUUUCCUCAGUGUCAGCAAGAUGCAACCGUCCUACCACCCCUCCCUUAAGGUAGGUAGAGCACAAUACCUUACUGCACUGCAGUUGGUGCAGGCCUGAAAAAAAAAACGCCUUCCUCAUGCAGGACUGACAUACAGGAGGAACUGCAGACACACGUAGGGCUGCUAGCAGCUGAAGGGAUGGUCCUUAGCUCACUCAUAUCUUCAUUUAAUUUCUAUGUCACUAAAUGAAUCAAUCUACUUCAUUGAAUAGAUGAUAUUUUCUUUCCUUAUUUGUUUAUUCAGGGUUUGUGUUUUUAUUUAAGGAGUUUAGCAAAGGAACUUUAGUUUCCAAAAGCUGUAAGCGUUCCUGUGUACUUAAACAGGGUUUGACCUUAAACAGAAACACAUAACCCUGCUUGCCACAGAAAUAAAAUAUAUGGAUGUCUAUUUUUGUAUGAAAUUGAGUUCUAUAGCAUACUAUUUAAAAAUUUAAAAAUACCUGUGUACUUGCACUUACUAUUUUGCAUUCUAAAGUUAUCAUAAAUCUGCUGUUACAGAACUCCAGCUGUAUGUAUAUAUUUCUACAACCGAAGCACUUGUUUUGCUUUUUUUUUUAAUGUAAAUCAGUACAUCAAGCGUUCUCCAGGUGACUCGCUUUCCCUCUGCGAUUUCAAAGCCUGGCUGGAAAGUUCUGCUCUUUCAGGCCAAGAGCACCUAAAUCACAGGGGGUGGUGUCCCAGUGCUACAUCACCAAGUCAAUGGGGCCUUUGUAAUUCAGAGUUCUUCCAUGUAAAAUGCCAAGCAUGUAUAUUUUAAUUGUAUAAAGCUUUUUAGGAGGAA